GUGAAGCAGAAGCUGUAAUUCACUAAUUCUUCUUGCGAACUCUCUGAAAGAUGCAGGCAAGUGAUAGGUUUAACAUAAAUUCUCAGCUUGAGCAUCUUCAAACUAAGUAUGUUGGUACUGGUCAUGCAGAUUUAAGCAGAUUUGAAUGGGCUGUGAACAUUCAGCGUGAUAGUUAUGCUUCAUACAUUGGUCACUACCCGAUGCUUUCUUACUUUGCAAUCGCUGAGAACGAAUCCAUUGGCCGUGAACGCUACAACUUCAUGCAGAAAAUGCUUUUACCUUGCGGCCUUCCUCCAGAAAGAGAAGACGAGUAAGAGCUUACAACAAGUGUGCGUGUGGCAAUUGUAAUCAGAAAACAUUCUACUUCUUAGAACUCCUCUUCUUAGCACUGCUGUGCCCAUGUAAUUGUCAAAAAGGCUUCUUCUUGUUUCUAGUUCAUAAUGCAGUUCUUGAUUGUAGUGUUCCGAAUCGAUUGAUACCGCGAUUGUUGAGCAUAAUCGAAACAUUUGUACUUCAGUUACUGAAUGAAAAA
This is a messenger RNA of Arabidopsis lyrata subsp. lyrata, 532 nucleotides long. RefSeq lists its product as uncharacterized. The record is from RefSeq and is a predicted model, not a curated record. Gene Ontology annotation, cellular component: U2 snRNP; precatalytic spliceosome. The coding region runs from base 51 to 314 and encodes 87 amino acids. The transcript is spliced from 4 exons. Lineage: Eukaryota; Viridiplantae; Streptophyta; Magnoliopsida; Brassicales; Brassicaceae. Gene Ontology annotation, biological process: mRNA splicing, via spliceosome.